Messenger RNA from Hordeum vulgare subsp. vulgare (domesticated barley), 716 nucleotides. RefSeq names its product non-specific lipid-transfer protein 4.1-like. Gene Ontology annotation, molecular function: lipid binding. Gene Ontology annotation, cellular component: membrane. Bases 103 to 450 code for a protein of 115 amino acids. The record is from RefSeq and is a predicted model, not a curated record. Gene Ontology annotation, biological process: lipid transport. Lineage: Eukaryota; Viridiplantae; Streptophyta; Magnoliopsida; Poales; Poaceae. The transcript has a single exon.
GCACCCCCUGCGAAACUCCUCACCAGUACAAUCAUUUAGCAAUAGCCAUCUCAUCAUCUCCAGCUGAGCUCGGCUGCGCUACUAUUCCAAAACUCAUUAGGGAUGGCUCGCGCUGCAGCUACUCAGCUCGUGCUGGUCGCCCUGGUGGCCGCCAUGCUCCUCGUAGCCGCCGACGCGGCCAUCUCCUGCGGUCAGGUGAGCUCUGCCUUGAGCCCCUGCAUCUCCUAUGCCCGCGGCAACGGCGCCAAACCGCCUGCGGCCUGCUGCAGCGGCGUCAAGAGACUGGCCGGCGCUGCCCAGAGCACCGCUGACAAGCAAGCGGCGUGCAAGUGCAUCAAGAGCGCUGCGGGUGGGCUUAACGCUGGCAAGGCCGCCGGCAUCCCCUCCAUGUGCGGCGUCAGCGUCCCCUACGCCAUCAGCGCUUCCGUCGACUGCUCUAAGAUUCGCUGAUCAACCACUGCCCACCAUGGGCGCCCGCCUAUAGCGACGCCCGUCGCCGCUGAGGUCACGUAUAUAUAUGAAUAAACGCUCUGAUCUGAUCUCCAUGUGAGGGAGAAAGGAGUCUGCAUGCUGAGCCAACUCUGUAUGGCCGGCCAAUAUCGUACUAUGGUUGUUUUUUACUUUCUCUCCCUUUUGAGGAGACACGAGGCUUUAUUGUACGUUGCACCAUGUACACUUCCAUUAUAUGGAUUAUACUUAUAUAAUCAUUUCAUCCA